Messenger RNA from Cinara cedri, 1113 nucleotides. The record is from the annotation of a GenBank genome assembly. NCBI's taxonomy places the organism in Eukaryota, Metazoa, Arthropoda, Insecta, Hemiptera, Aphididae.
AUGGACGUUGUGUUAGAAAAACUCGUCGCUAUGUCCGUAUUGGGCUUGGGGACGUUUUUGAUUGGUAUCGUGCCUCUGAAAAUAGUCUAUUAUUUCCAAAUGAAUUCAGUGGGCGGCGAUGGCCACACUACGGGCGGGCCAGAUUUUUCGGCCAUCACGACCAAAGCUUCUACGAUCGUAUAUAACUUACUGUGCUUCGCGAGUGGUGUUUUAUUAUUCACCAGUAUACUGCGUUUACAACCCGGAGUUCGGAAACAAUUAGAAAGCGUGCAAGACACCCGUAAAAUAGCCGUUAGCAUCGAGAAUCUCGGUGAUAUAAUGUUUUGCUUUGGCUUCUUGGCGUUUUUCUUCAUAGACGAAUUUGCCCACUUUUUGCUGAACAGAUGGAUGGCCAGACGAGCCGAUUGGAAUUCCGUAGUAGUACUGGCGCAGUCGUUGAGCCUGACACGAUCGAACAUACGCCGUAUAUCGUCAUCGGUGCCGCCGAUGACCGGUUGCAUGCCUUUGGUCACCAUCUUGGAGGUGCCGGAAGAGUACGAAGACAACCGGGCCACGUCUGCAGAAGGACAACCAAAUACGAACACUACCGAUAACAUACCUACGGAAUCGAACGACAAUGAGUACAAAGAACUUCAGGUCAUUUUUCGCUACCUCUUCACCGUAAUCGCACUGUCCUUCCACGAAGUGUUCCAAGGAAUGGCUAUCGGAAUGGAAUACAACAUCUUUCGCGUACGAUGUUUAUUGGUCACGGAGACCACUCAUAAACUGGUCAUCGGAUUUUCUAUUGGAUUGGAUAUGGCGUGGUCGAAUGUCCGGAAAUCAGUGGCCGUAUUGUAUUUGGUUAUGUUUACAGUCACCAUGCCCGUUGGAAUCCUUUUAGGUAUGUGGUUCAUCGACAAUCUCGCCCGGGCAGAACCGACAGUGCUCGCCUUCCAAGGAUUCGGCGACGGCGCGCUCUUUUACGUGAUGGUUUUCGAUAUUGUCACCAGACACAAAAAACAGGGAUUCCCAUAUUACGUACUGUCUACAGCACUCGGUUUCAGCGUUAUGUUACUGCUGCAAAUUAUGAGUAAAUCCACAAUGACCUGCAGCAUACAUGUAAAUAAGGUAUAG